Messenger RNA from Protopolystoma xenopodis, 1896 nucleotides. NCBI's taxonomy places the organism in Eukaryota, Metazoa, Platyhelminthes, Monogenea, Polystomatidea, Polystomatidae. The record is from the annotation of a GenBank genome assembly.
AUGGCUAGCUACUUGGGUCUGGAGAGGAUGGACAACGAGUUCGCCUUCUCUAUAGCCUUAGCCGGUCGUGGUCGUCGACGAAAUCAGGCUCUACCGGAUCCCAUGCAGGAGUUACUCAUCUCAUCUUCCUCUCCCAACACUUCGGCUCUGGCCAACUCGGCUACAGCUGCAGCCUUCACACAGGCAUCGCAGUAUCCACCUCCCAGCGGUGUAGCCUCUACAGCCUCGACUGGCCAGACCACGCACGUCGACACCCACACUGACAUCAACGGCCCCAUCAACCACGUAUUGGUGGGCAACUCGACUGUUGGUACCACUUCGGCAGGUCACCAUUUGCUCGACCAGCCCAUUAAAUUGAGCCCCACAAACAGACAUAUUUUGGCCCCCGACAAGCCGCGCCUCCACCCCGCCGACUACAUGUUGUUUGAAGGCUCGACCCGUCAUGACGACCUUCCACCUGCGGCACACCCCAUCGUGCUACACUCAGCCAUGCCAACCUCCGUCGGACGUCUGCCAGGUCUUUUUACCAGUCAGGCCCCAGCCAGCCGGUUUCAACUAACGCCAACCUCGGCUUCCACGCCCGUCUACAACAUGUCCUCCUUGCCGCCGGUAGCCCAUCGCUUUCCAGCCGGACUGGGCCUCUCCGAGGGCAAACGUACCUCGAGUGAGUCGUCGAGUCUGGUCUUUGAGAUCAGAGAUGAUGCAAAUUUGACAGCUGGUGAAGAAGAGGGGGAGGAGGAAGAAGAGGAGGGGGAGGACGGAGAUGAAGAAGACGAGGACGACGAAGAGGAAGAGGAAGAAGAAGAUGAAGAAGAGGGUGUGGAAGAUCAUGAAGACGGGGAUGAAGUGAACAUGGAUGAGGACGAUGGAGAUGAAGAGGAUGAGGCUGAGGAUGUUGGGGCUGAUGAGAUGGGUGGCAGAAAAAGAAGAGGCAUCUCGGUGCUAAUGGACGAGCAAUAUGCGUCUUUUUAUCGAGCCCCCUUGACUCCAAGUCUGUCAGAGCUAAAUGGCAUUACGACUGGCGCACUCGUCGAAGCGACUCGCACGGCCCAUUCCACAAUGUCUGGUACGGCAUCAACUCUCGUGACCAGUGCGAUCGUCAACAUAACACCCAACAACGCGUCCAACUUUUCCGUCGGUUCAGGAAACACACAGACCUUCUCUUCACCAUCCCCGCCACUCUCUUCUUUUUCCCCUUGCACGUCUGGUGCUGCUGCCCAACUGCAGGCAAACACCACCUCCACACCGACGUCUACCCCAACACCAAUACCAAUGCUGCCGAGUCAGGCAACCACCACUUCCAGAAGUAGUAGUGGCAGCGCUGGCAGCCUCAUGAUUGCCUCGUCUGCCGGUUCAGCCGGUGGAAUAGCCACUGCCACCGUCAAAAUGCCCUCCAGUCCGGAACCUCACGAGGGUCUAGGCAACAGAAUCAGCCCAACCAGACAUUCUCAGGGCAAUGACUGCUACCAUGGCACCGACCUUGUUACAGCCUCUAAACUGUACGAACAUGACGUUGUCAGGUCGCUUCACUGCCUCAGUCAACCCUUCCACUCGUCGGGACUACACGUCUCACCGGUUCCAACAGGAGGAUUCGACCACUUUCACGAGCUGGGGAUGCUUCCAUCCAGGCAACAGGGGUAUCGGCAUCAGGAUCAGUGCUACCAACACAAGCAUCAACAUUUGCGUCAAAGGCACGACCCGGCUGACAACAACAGUGUUGUCAGUGCAAGUAGCAGUUGCAGUAGGAGCAGUAGCACAGGCCUAGGACUUGACCCAGACGAGCAGGAGCCUGAACGACAGUCUUCAGGAAGUGGGCUGCGUCUAGACAAGCUGAGCCCAUCAAAGCUCGAUGAAACUGAAAAAGACUGUAAGACAUUGAAAACUAAAUAUCAUUAA